Vanderwaltozyma polyspora DSM 70294 is the source of this 3000-nucleotide messenger RNA. RefSeq names its product ATP-dependent RNA helicase NAM7 (gene NAM7). Bases 1 to 3000 code for a protein of 999 amino acids. The record is from RefSeq and is a predicted model, not a curated record. The transcript has a single exon. Gene Ontology annotation, biological process: nuclear-transcribed mRNA catabolic process, nonsense-mediated decay. Gene Ontology annotation, cellular component: cytoplasm. Lineage: Eukaryota; Fungi; Ascomycota; Saccharomycetes; Saccharomycetales; Saccharomycetaceae. Gene Ontology annotation, molecular function: RNA binding; zinc ion binding; DNA binding.
AUGAAUGGUUCUACUGAUAAUGCACUAUUCCAGCCAAACAGAGAUACCUAUGUGAAUCACUCAGGUUCUGACGACACUAGUUUUAAUGAUUCCCAAGAUGAUGAAUUUGAUUAUAAUUCAGACGAUGACUUGGCUGGUAAAGAAAUUGAUAAUAAUCAUUUAGAUAAAAAGGCUGCAAUUCCAAAUGAACAUAAUCUACAUGCAGAAAUUGUAGCUCCAGUAUCUGAACACUCGUGUGCUUAUUGUGGUAUAGAUUCUCCUACUUCUGUUAUAAAAUGUAAUAGUUGUAAAAAAUGGUUUUGUAAUUCAAAAAAUGGUGCUACUAGUUCUCAUAUCGUUAAUCACCUGGUUUUAUCUCAUCAUAAUGUUGUUUCUUUACAUCCAGAUUCGGACCUAGGUGAUACAAUUUUAGAAUGUUACAAUUGUGGUUGUAAGAAUGUUUUCUUAUUGGGAUUUGUCUCGGCAAAGAGUGAGGCAGUUGUGGUAUUACUAUGUAGAGUUCCAUGUGCUCAAACCAAAAAUGUAAAUUGGGACACUGACCAGUGGCAACCAAUUAUUGAUAACAGACAAUUUUUACCUUGGGUUGCUGAAGAGCCAGGUGAUGAGGAAAAAUUAACUGCAAGAUUGAUCACACCAAGUCAAAUCUCAAAGUUGGAAGCUAAAUGGAGAUCUAAUAAAGAUGCUACAAUUAAUGACAUUGAUGCUCCAGAAACUCAAGAAGAAAUCCCACCUAUUUUAUUAAGAUACCAAGAUGCAUUUGAAUACCAAAGAUCAUUUGGUCCUCUAAUCAAACUAGAAGCUGAUUACGACAAACAACUGAAAGAAUCACAAGCAUUAGAGCAUAUUUCAGUUACUUGGUCCUUAGCUCUGAAUAAUAGACAUCUAGCCUCCUUCGCAUUAUCUACUUUUGAAUCUAAUGAAUUGAAAGUAGCUGUUGGUGAUGAAAUGAUUUUAAGGUAUUCAGGGUUACAACAUCCAGAAUGGGAAGGUAGAGGUUAUAUUGUUAGAUUACCAAACAGUUUUAAAGAUGAAUUCACAUUGGAGUUAAAACCAAGCAAGAUUCCAGCGCCAACUCAAUUGGGAACGGGGUUCACUGCAGAAUUUAUCUGGAAAGGUACGUCUUAUGACAGAAUGCAAGAUGCACUAAAGAAAUUUGCCAUUGAUAAGAAAUCCAUCUCAGGUUACCUAUAUUAUAAAAUAUUGGGCCAUGAAGUUCAUGAUAUUGAGUUUGAUGUUCCAAUCCCAACUGAAUUAUCAAUUCCUCAUUUUGCAAGAUUAAAUGCUUCUCAAGCAAGUGCAGUUGCGCAUGUAUUGCAAAAACCAUUAUCUUUGAUUCAAGGUCCGCCAGGUACUGGUAAAACUGUUACGUCAGCUACAAUUGUAUAUCAUUUAUCAAAAUCCCAUAAAGACAGAAUCUUAGUCUGUGCUCCAUCUAAUGUAGCAGUUGACCAUUUAGCUAGCAAAUUACGCGAUUUGGGUUUAAAAGUUGUUAGAUUAACGGCAAAAAGUAGAGAAGAUGUUGAAAGUUCUGUAUCUGAUUUGGCUUUGCAUAAUUUAGUUGCUAGAUCAUCUAAAGGAGAAUUGAAGAAACUUUUGAAAUUAAAAGAAGAAGUCGGUGAACUAUCUGCAACAGAUGCAAAGAAAUUUGUUAGGUUAGUGAGAAAGGCUGAAUCUGAAAUCUUAAAGAAAGCAGAUGUAGUUUGUUGUACAUGUGUGGGUGCUGGUGACAAGAGACUGGAUGCUAAGUUCAGAACUGUUUUAAUUGAUGAAAGUACACAGGCUUCAGAACCAGAGUGUUUAAUUCCUAUUGUAAAAGGUGCUAAGCAAAUUAUUUUGGUUGGUGACCAUCAGCAAUUAGGUCCAGUUAUUUUGGAGAGAAAAGCAGGUGAUGCAGGAUUGAAGCAAUCACUUUUCGAAAGAUUGAUUUUAUUGGGUCAUGUUCCAAUCCGUUUAGAAGUUCAAUACCGUAUGAACCCAUUUUUAAGUGAAUUUCCAAGUAAUAUGUUCUAUGAAGGUAGUUUACAAAAUGGUGUUACAAUUGAGCAGCGUACCAUCCCAGGAAGUACCUUUCCUUGGCCAAUUCAUGAAGUUCCAAUGAUGUUUUGGGCCAAUUAUGGUAGAGAAGAAAUUUCUGCUAAUGGUACAUCUUUCUUAAAUAGAAUAGAAGCAAUGAAUUGUGAACGUAUUAUCACCAGGUUAUUCAAAGAUGGUGUCAAACCCCACCAAAUUGGUGUUAUUACCCCAUAUGAAGGUCAAAGGGCUUACAUAUUACAGUAUAUGCAAAUGAAUGGUUCCUUAGACAAGGAAUUGUAUGUCAAUGUUGAAGUUGCCUCUGUUGAUGCUUUCCAAGGCCGUGAAAAGGACUACAUUAUCUUAUCAUGUGUACGUGCUAAUGAACAACAAGCUAUUGGUUUCUUAAGUGAUCCUCGUCGUUUAAAUGUUGGUUUGACCCGUGCUAAAUAUGGGUUAGUAAUAUUAGGUAAUCCUAGAUCAUUGUCUAGGAAUGUUUUAUGGAAUCAUCUAUUGAUCCACUUUAGAGAAAAGGGUUGUUUGGUGGAAGGUCCAUUGAAUAACUUGCAGUUAUGUACAGUACAAUUGACAAGAUCUCAUCCUAACAAACGUAAUAACCAAAGCAGAUUUCAGUUCAGCUUGAAUGGUGAAGUUGGUGAAAUUCCUAAUAUUCAAGAUUUUGAUACACAAAGUUUAAUGUCAUUUGGUGGUCAUGCUAAUGCAAAUACAAUGUUUAAUAAUAAUUUUGCAGCUAGUAGUGAAUUGUCAUCCUUCUUGAAUAAUGAAUAUUGGAAUACAGAAAAGUUCAAGACACAGGCAAACAAAGAGCAAAAUGAAUCAACAAUGGGAAACGCAUUUGAUGAAAGAGGAUACUCCAAUUUUGAUUCCAGUUUGGCAAGAAAUUUACAAGCCAAUAAUGGAACAACUUCAAAAUACUAUAAUGUCGAUCUAAACGAUUUGAAUAAUGGUAUCUCUUCCUUGGGUAUAUAA